AUGAAAACUUCCCAUCGUAAGACUGUAGGUGAGAGAGAUGAUGACGAUGCACGAUCUGUUAAUUCUAAUUCCAGCGUUUUUGUGGGAAAGUGCCUUGUGAAAGGAAGCUUAUCUUCCAUUCUCCGGUCAAUCUUUGACAAGUACGGUGAUGUAGUAGCAAGCUAUCAAUUGGAAUCAAUUGUCAUUCGCUCUUAUUACCUCGAGUGUGUCUGUUAUGUGGUUCAAGAGUUGAAAUGCCCUUCGCUGAUGCAGCUGACAGAGUCAAAAGUCAAAGAAUUGUCGACUAUGCUCAAGGAUGUAGAAUCUUCAGGAAUGGAUGUUGGUUGGCGACGCCUCAUGCUCGAAUUUGCAGAAUUCAUUGAUCUCGUGAGUCAGCAUCGAGCAUUCAAACUAGAAAAGGCCAACUGUGAUCACGACAACGAAUCAUUAAGGAAAGAACUAGAAUCCCAAAUGGAGGCCUUGGCUCUAAAAGAAAAGGAGGUUGUUGAUGCCAAGAAGCAACUUUCUGAAACUAGAGCCUAUCUGAGAGAGCUUGAGCUCAAAUCAUCUAUUUUGAGUAAGACUGCUAGGCUUGUUAAUUUGUAG
Rosa rugosa (rugosa rose) is the source of this 585-nucleotide messenger RNA. RefSeq lists its product as uncharacterized. Lineage: Eukaryota; Viridiplantae; Streptophyta; Magnoliopsida; Rosales; Rosaceae. The record is from RefSeq and is a predicted model, not a curated record. Bases 1 to 585 code for a protein of 194 amino acids. The transcript has a single exon.